GUUUGCACUUCAUCGAUCGAGAUGGCAGCUGCCCAGUCUCUUUUGGAUGAAGUACAUGAGGGACUACCAAUGAGGCCGGCUGACACCAAUCUCCAUACGCUUGGAUCGAUCAGCAACCAUAACGUUGUUCUCAUUUGCUUGUCAAGUUGCAUGUACGGUAUAGCCUCCGCAGCCGUAAAAUCAAUCGGCUGCUGA
Molecule: messenger RNA, 195 nt
Organism: Aspergillus brunneoviolaceus CBS 621.78
Lineage: Eukaryota; Fungi; Ascomycota; Eurotiomycetes; Eurotiales; Aspergillaceae
Exons: 1
Biological process (GO): nucleoside metabolic process
Molecular function (GO): catalytic activity
Source: RefSeq, a predicted model, not a curated record